AUGUUACUAGAAGAAUUAAAUCAAGUCAAUAAUCGUAUCGAUGAAAAUGAAAAAAACUUAACACGAAAUAACAUCGUUCAAAAUAAUCCAAGUCACACAUUCAAAAGACAUCUAACUUCGACCAGUCAAUAUGGUGAUGAAGAAAAUGUAUUUCAACCUAAUGAACAAAAUGAAAAUGAGGAAUUUAGUACAAUAAAUAAAAACAAUAAACGCAAACAAAGACGUACCAAUGGUUACAAUGAAAAUAAGAACAAUGACGAUGAUAUACGAAUUAUCGAACCAAACAUAGAACCAUCGAAGAAAUCAAACGAGAAAUACGGACGUAUGUUUCUAAAUAGUAAGAUCAGAACGAGUAAUAUUGCAAACAAUGAAAAAUCUUAUCGUUCUACUUACCAAUACGAUCGUCAUGAUUCAAUAAAUAAUAAUAUAAGUAAUAGAACAACAAAUGAAAAUAAGAACA
Messenger RNA from Adineta ricciae, 460 nucleotides. The record is from the annotation of a GenBank genome assembly. Lineage: Eukaryota; Metazoa; Rotifera; Eurotatoria; Adinetida; Adinetidae.